This is a messenger RNA of Salmo salar (Atlantic salmon), 3339 nucleotides long. RefSeq names its product transcription intermediary factor 1-beta. Gene Ontology annotation, molecular function: zinc ion binding. Gene Ontology annotation, cellular component: chromatin. Lineage: Eukaryota; Metazoa; Chordata; Actinopteri; Salmoniformes; Salmonidae. The record is from RefSeq and is a predicted model, not a curated record.
AACACUUCUUCUGAAAUCAUUGACAAUCCUUUCCUCCCUAGCUUCCCCACUGAUUCAAAACCCUGGUGUGGGGGUUGUGAUGAGCCUGUGGUCUGUGGCUGGUGUGUAGAAUGUGGCGAACCGCUCUGCUCUGACUGUGUGGCAGCCCACAAGAGGGUGAAGUUAAUACGCAACCAUAAUGUCCUACCCCAAUUACCUCCAGGUUUCAGCAGGACAGCGUUGUGUCCCAUCCAUAAGAGGGAGCAGAUGAAGCUUUUCUGUGUGACUUGUGAUCAGCUGACUUGCCGUGAUUGUCAGCUAACCUUCCACAAGGAGCACAAGUACCAGUUCGCCCAGGACGCUUUACCAGAGCAGAGGAAAUGCUUACAGUAUCUACUCGAGACUGUGAGGAUGCAGAGAGGGACUGUGCAACAGCACCUACAGGACCUGGAUGGACGGCUGUCCGACUUGGAGGAUCUGCAGGAGAGUGUGAGGACAGAGGUCAAGGAUAUCCUCAAGGUCAUCUGGAGUGUCCUGGUGAAGAGGGCCAUGCAGCUUUCAAAGGAAAUGCAGGAUCACUGUUGGAAGGAGAGUGAGUGUGUCACAGAGAGACAGGCCCAUCUUAGGAAGCUGGGAGAGAGGCAGAAGUAUGUGUUGGCCUUCACGGAGAAAGCCCUGAAGAGUGAGGAUCACACCUCCCUGCUAUCCUGCAAAAGAUGGGUAGAUAAAAAGUCCAAUCUAAGAUCAAAGAUCCACUCUGAGCUGCAAGGUGUUCUAGCCAAAAACCCCAGUGCAGUGUCUACAAUGAAGGAGCUGAAGCUCCAUUGUGGCCAGGACAUCCACCAAACCGUUGGAUGUUUUGGGGAAAUUGUGACUAAGGUGGUCCCGUUUGCUCGGUUAAACCUGAGAAAGACUCUGGUUGAUCCCAUUCAAAUCAAUCCUCCCAAAUUUUCUCUGGAACAGCAGAGAAACAGCAGAGCAUCCUCAACAUUGUCACCUUCAUCCCAGGAAACCUCCAGUACGUCAGCGGGAAAUGUUCCCCUCUCCCGACGUCAACCAACACUAAUGCGCUCGCUUUCUUGCCCCCCAUCCUCCCCCUAUCCCCAUGAACCAGAGAGACUGCCAUUUUACCACUUUUCCCCUGACUCUCGCGGACCCUCUUUACAGGCACUAUCCUCUUCCUGCUCUGACAGCCCUCUGUCCUUGUCCUCUACGUCUGCUGUGAAUGCAACAGGUCCCCAGCUAUGUGCUGUAAACACGGAAAACGAUGACAGCUCGUCAUUAUCAGGGAUUGCACUGGACACCCCUGUCCCAUAUCACGGGUAUCAGGGUGGCUCCUCAAAGUCUGACCUGAUGGUGGAACUUGUUUCCCGGGCCUUUCAUGUCAAAAGGAAAGCGGGGGAUGAAAAUGUGGGUCCUCAAAUUAAACGAAGUUGUUUGCAGCCCUUGAAGGUACCAGCGGACUCCUCCUGUGAGAAGGUUCCCCCUAUAGGUGCCGAAAAGCAGGCUGGGGAUGUGGCUGCUACCGUUGUCAUGGAAAGAGAAGCUACACCCAACAUUAUGGACCAGAAUGCAACGGCUCCAGUGUACAGACAAGAAGCUACUAAGGCUUCAGGCAGCCGUCAAUCAAAUCUGGUUGUUGGCAGGAGUGUCAAGACGGUCAAUCAGGUGGGUUUAGCCCACUUCACACUCCCUGUCACUGGGAACUCUGUCACUUGGAGCAUGUCACCAGCUAAUGCCACUCUUUUUCCUGGCACUGUGAACACUCCCCCCAGCUUUGGAUGUGUAAGGGCUGUCCCCCCAUACUUGGUUUUGUCUAACAGCGCUCCAGUUUCUGGUCCCACUGGCGCUGUGAACAGGCUUGACAAUGGAAGCCUGGUCUUCAUUUGUAAUGACGUGCCCUUUUUCAACAUGUUGAGCUCUGUUAGAGGAGGUGAAAACCAAGUGCUAGCUGCUUCUGUCCCAGGAGGACUCCGCCCACCAUGUCUGCCAGACCCCACCUCUCCAAAGAGCCCUAUGGAGGAAGAUGACAAUAUGGCUGAUUUUGAUGUCAGUGCUGCUGACAGUAUUGAAGAGACUGGGUGCCAGGUGUCUGUUGGGCUUAAUAACAGAUUUCCGCAGGUGUCUUUGCUUUGGAUGCCCAUCCUUGACGCCUAUGUUGGCGUCCCGCCAACCCGCUUCCGCCUCCUUGCAGGGAUCAAAGGGAAGCAAACUGUCGUUCAGGUGAUCCAGACGGACGCGCCGCAACCAGAGUCUCCUUGCUCCUCCAUGUCGAGCCCAGGCAGUCUGAGGAGCACCCACCAGCUACGCCCCUUCCUGGUCAGGAGGAAACACUGCACAGCAUGUAGGAAGUCAGGGAAUCUCACCCUGUGUGUCGUGUGUGGACGGGGCUUCCACAGGGAGUGUCACAUUCCACCCAUCUAUUCCUUAUCGACUGAGCGCUGGCAGUGUAUGCUGUGCCGGGACCUCUCUGAUCUGGCGUGGCUGCAGGACUACAGUGAGACCAACGGGGAACUGUGUAUGAGCCCUCCUGACCAAAUGAGAUGUGAGCGCUUACUACUCGUCCUUUUAUGCAGAAAGCGCAGCGUUGUCCUCUACAGACCAGCCAAGCUCUCUUCCCGGUCUUCUCACUACAUUGACAUCACCUUGAUUCAGGGACGGUUGCUACGGAAACUGGUCCCCCCUUACUGCACCCCGUCGGAAUUUGUGUCCGAUGUCUGGCUUCUCCUCCACAUACAGUUGACGCGCGUGAAGUCAGUGGACCGACUUCAGGCAUGUUUUGAGAAGGAGCUGGGCAAAACGUUUGAGGGGACCCUGCACCCUUCGCUGCUCGUCAAUCCCCACCAAGGGGAGGCGGAGAGGAAUGCGGAACAAGAGGGGGACAAGGAGAAAGUGACCAUGAGGAAGAAUCCGAGUCCUCUCGAGGUAGAGCGUGCAGGCAAAAAGAUUUCACGCAGGACUCAAUGAAAGAUAAAGAAUGGGAAAAGAAGCCUGUAUUUUUCUGUAUUGAUUUGAAUUGCUUGCAGAACAUGUUUGUACAUACUGUUGCCUCCAAAUAUAUUGGAACCCCACUCAUCUUAAAAAGUUAUGUUUCUAAAAUAACAUUAAAUUUUUUGAAAAUGUGUAUUUGGCUGCAACUGUAGUUGGUUACAAACACUGGGGAUAAAAUGUUUCAAGUGUUGUUUUUGUGUGUGCAUCUUUAUAUUUAUCUAUUUACAAUAAACGUUUUUGUGUGCAUCUUUAUAUUUAUCUAUUUACAAUAAACGUUUUUGUGUGCAUCUUUAUAUUUAUCUAUUUACAAUAAAUGUUUUUGUGUGCAUCUUUAUAUUUAUCUAUUUACAAUAAAUGUUUUUGUGUGCA